This is a messenger RNA of Daldinia decipiens, 2039 nucleotides long. Its product is annotated as alpha/beta-hydrolase. The record is from RefSeq and is a predicted model, not a curated record. The coding region runs from base 486 to 1661 and encodes 391 amino acids. The transcript has a single exon. Gene Ontology annotation, molecular function: hydrolase activity. NCBI's taxonomy places the organism in Eukaryota, Fungi, Ascomycota, Sordariomycetes, Xylariales, Hypoxylaceae.
GGUAGAAUUGCCCGUCUCGUGGCGUCUACUAUGUAUUUGCAGACUUGCCACAUACGUGCCACAGAUUAAAUACACUGACAGAUCAGGUACAUUAGGUAGGUACCUACUAAGGUCCGGGCAAGGGUCAAGAGUCAAGGGUCAAGGCCCCAAGCAGCAAACGUCAUAUUGGCAAGACGGUGCAUUCCGAAAUACUGUUACUGUAUCAUGAAUUAUUUAUUCGUUUGUUUAUUCGUUUAUGCAAAUCCCGAUAGUUAUAUUGUUUUAGCUAACUUGUAGCUGAAGACUUCUACCAUCGCACCUAAAUUCGAUAUCGUAUCAGAUUUGAAUUACCGUCGACCCCUGUCUAACUAUCUACCUUACCUUACCUUUACUGCAUUCUUCUUCGUAUGACAAGCAUAUAAUUAAAUAAAUCUUGAAAUAUUGUUAGAGACAUAUUACUAGGUUAGAUACUUGACUCUUACACGGCCUAUUCUAUACCCUCCAAAAUGCAAACGGUUGAAGGGAUACCCGUUCCCUCGAUCAAUAAUCGGGAAGAAAAGUUGCCUGAAGUUCCGUUGCCUCCCAAUAAGAAACCGCGCAAAGCAAAGGAUAAGACAGGAGCUCCGCCCUCACGCUUCUCUCUCCGGGUUACCGCCGGCUGGUGGAGGUCUUUACAAUGCAUUGGAAUGAGUUUACACUUCCUCGCCUCUCCGCGACCACCGAGUCCAGACUUCGUCAAGUCUAUUCCUUCUACCAUAUCAACCACGAAAGGCCAAUUUAAUCUCCAAUUCUAUCUACCCGAAGGUUACAACAAGGAUCCAAAGAGCGACAAAUGGCCAGUCGUUGUAAAUUAUCAUGGAGGAGGGUUCACGUUGGGUAGCGCAUCGGACGACGCAAGAUUCGCUCGCUUCGUACUCGAGAAAUGUCAUGCGGUUUUCGUCUCAGUAGAAUACCGAUUAGCGCCAGAAUUCCCAUUCCCUACCGCCGUUGAUGACGGAGCAGACGCAUUAUUAUAUAUCAUCAAUAAUGCAGCGAAGCUUCGACUCGAUAGCAAUAGGAUAGCAACAUCGGGGUUUUCAGCAGGCGGCAACAUCGCCCUCACGGCGCCGAUCCGUUUGUUCGAACAUGGAAAAACUAUAGAACUUCCCGAGUAUCGUAUUCUCGCUGUCGCAACCUGGUAUCCAAUCACCGACUAUACACUGACUCGUGCCGAACGCCGAGCGUCUGCACUCCGUCCCGAAGCCACUCUCCCGCCGACCUUGACAAAUCUAUUUGACGCGUCGUAUCUAUUUCCUCCCGAAUUAGACCUUGCUGAUCCAUGUCUAUCACCCUCGAAAGCGUCGGACGAGAUGCUUAUCGAAGGCCUGCCUCAUAAUGUAAUAUUCUAUACGUGCGAAUGGGACAUGCUGCUACACGAAGGCGAAGAGUUUGCUCAGCGGCUGCAGAAGCCGCCCAUCUCGAAGAACGUCUUUUACACUAUGAUACCCGGCGUAGCACAUGGAUGGGAUAAAGGACCAAACCCAAUGAAACCCCCAGAGAAAUCGGAGAAGCUAUAUGGUGAAUGCUGUCGCAAGCUCAAGAACAUAUUUGAAGAGGAUCAGGCGCAUUCGAUCCUUGGUCUUCCCUUAAAACUACCCCCUUUACUGCAGCCUAAACCUAAGGAUGGGAGCAGCACAGGCUGAAGAAGCGGAUUGUCUCGAGAUUUUACAUACCACCUGGUUUCAACGAGCCAUUAAGAAGCUGAUGGGCAAGUAUACUAUCAAUAUUAUUGACGAACGAUGCUUAACUCUAGGUUACUAAGCUACCUACCUAGAUACCCUACUGUAAUGAAUCGUCAUUCAUUAUUGUACGCGAAGACUGCCUGCAAGGUACUAAUUCUCGUAAUAUAACAAACCAUAUCUAUUGUCUAUUGUAACUAUAUAGAAUAACCCUAUAAAAUGUGAUAAAUUAAAACGAGCAUUUGAAUGGCCACCAAAUCGAUGCAUGAAAUCAUGAAGGUGUGCAAUGUCAGAUCCAAGACAAGAUAUCUUGAAAUCGGUCGUAACGGGCCAAAUCCUAAG